Messenger RNA from Castor canadensis (American beaver), 4785 nucleotides. NCBI's taxonomy places the organism in Eukaryota, Metazoa, Chordata, Mammalia, Rodentia, Castoridae. The record is from RefSeq and is a predicted model, not a curated record.
AUGGGCCAAUCUAUUGCCACCCCCCUGAGUCUUACUUUACAGCACUGGAGAGACGUCCAGGACACGGCUAACAACCGGUCCAUGGACGUCCGCAAGAAAAGAUGGAUCACCCUUUGUUCCUCUGAUUGGCCAACCUUCAAUGUAGGCUGGCCACGAGAUGGGACCUUUAACCUUGAUAUUAUUUCACAGGUCAAGAAUAAAGUGAUGAAUCCAGGGCCGCAUGGCCACCCUGACCAGGUGGCUUACAUUGUUACCUGGGAGGCCCUUGCUCAUGACCCACCACCUUGGGUCAAACCCUUUGUCACUCCCAAGCACCCUCCUGCUCCCUCUGCCCCAACCCUACCCCCACCCCUACUUCCCACUCCUGCCCAACCCCCUACCAGAUCCUCCCUUUAUCCAGCCCUCACGAGGUCCCCACAGGCAGAGACCUCAACGGAGACAAGGAAGACAACUACCGAGAGGCCCCUGGUUCUGCCUCCCGGCGAGGACCUCCUGGUAGACCUACUGACUGAGGAACCCCCCCCAUAUCAGGACCCACAACCAUUACCACCAACAGAAGCCGAGCCCCAACAGCCCCCGGCUGACCCCGCUCCCUCCCCCAUGGCGGGACGACUGAGAGGGCGCAGAGAACAGCCACCCGACUCCGCGUCCCAGGCAUUCCUGCUGCAGGCGGGACCCAAUGGCCAACUUCAAUAUUGGCCCUUUUCAGCGUCUGAUCUCUAUAACUGGCGCAAUAAUAACCCCUCUUUUUCCAAAGAUCCCUCAAAACUAACAGCUUUAAUUGAGUCUAUUUUAGUAACUCAUCAACCCACUUGGGAUGAUUGUCAGCAGUUGCUCCAGGCGCUCCUAACCACAGAAGAAAAACAGCGCAUUUUCUUAGAAGCCAGAAAAAAUGUACCUGGAGAAAAUGGUCGACCCACCCAGCUGCCCAAUGAGAUCGAGGCAGCAUUCCCCCUAGAACGUCCCAACUGGGACUUCACCACGGCUGAAGGUAGGAACCACCUACGCCUCUACCGCCAGUUGCUCAUAGCGGGUCUCCAUGGGGCAGCUAGACGUCCCACUAAUUUGGCUCAGGUUAAACAGAUAAUACAGGGACCUGAGGAGUCGCCAUCAGCAUUCCUCGAAAGGCUAAAAGAAGCUUAUCGCAUGUAUACUCCAUAUGAUCCAGAGGACCCAGGUCAGGCUACUAACAUUUCUAUGUCCUUCAUAUGGCAGUCAGCCCCAGAUAUUAGAAAGAAACUCGAGCGACUUGAUAAUCUUAGAGAAAGUUCGCUCCAGGAUUUAUUAAAGGAAGCUGAGCGAAUUUUCAAUAAGCGAGAGACACAGGAGGAAAGGGACGAAAGGCUUAAAAAAGAAGAAAGUCGGGGCCAGGAGCUCCCCCCUGAGCCCAGGAUAACUCUUGAUGUUGGGGGGCAACCUGUCACCUUCCUGGUCGACACCGGGGCCCAACAUUCGGUGUUGACCCAUACCCUGGGACCCUUGAGCAACAAAUCAGCCUGGGUCCAAGGGGCUACCGGUGGAAAGAGAUACCAAUGGACAACGGACCGAAGAGUACAACUGGCUACCGGUAAGGUGACCCACUCUUUCCUACAUGUUCCUGACUGCCCAUACCCCUUACUAGGGGACAAGGACAUGCUUACUAAAUUGCAAGCACACAUAUAUUUUGAGGGGACAAGGACAUGCAUUACUGGACCCCAGGAUCAACCCUUAUGUGUGCUAACCCUCAAUUUAGAAGAUGAAUACAAGCUAUAUGAGCCUAAGACAAACUGGGAUCCUAGCAAGGAUAUUUAUUGGCUGAAGGAAUUCCCACAGGCAUGGGCAGAAUCAGGGGGCAUAGGAUUAGCUAAACAGCAGGCGCCACUGGUUAUUCCAUUAAGAGCCACGGCGACCCCCAUUUCGGUCAAGCAAUAUCCCAUGUCCCAUGAGGCUUACCAGGGAAUUCGACCUCACAUCAAGAGAUUACUGAAUCAUGGAAUAUUAGUUCCCUGCCAGUCGCCCUGGAACACUCCUCUCCUCCCAGUCAAGAAACCAGGGACGGGGGAUUAUCGUCCAGUACAGGACUUAAGGGAGGUCAAUAAACGGGUAGAAGAUAUCCACCCCACAGUCCCUAACCCUUACAACUUGCUGAGUGGAUUAUCUCCCACGUACACCUGGUAUACAGUACUGGACUUAAAGGAUGCUUUUUUCUGCCUCCGGCUACACCCUCAAAGCCAGCCCAUUUUUGCCUUCGAAUGGAAGGACCCUGAAAUAGGAAUAUCAGGACAAUUGACUUGGACUAGGCUACCACAGGGGUUUAAAAAUAGCCCCACACUUUUUGAUGAAGCCCUACAUAGGGAUUUAACUGAUUUCAGAAUUCGAUACCCGGCUAUAACCUUGCUCCAGUAUGUGGACGACCUCCUACUGGCAGCCGCCUCUGAGGAGGAUUGCACAGAAGGGACUAAAGCCCUCUUACAAACCCUAGGGAACUUAGGAUACAGGGCAUCUGCAAAAAAGGCUCAAAUUUGCCAAAAACAAGUGACCUACCUAGGGUACCAGAUAAAAAAUGGACAGAGAUGGCUAACCGAAGCCCGUAAACAGACUAUCAUGAAUAUCCCAGUCCCUCAGGGCCCCCGCCAGCUGCGAGAAUUCCUGGGGACCGCAGGGUUCUGCCGCCUCUGGAUCCCUGGCUUUGCUGAAAUGGCAGCACCCUUAUACCCCCUAACAAAGCAAGGGACUCUCUUUACCUGGGGGGAAGAACAACAAAAGGCCUAUAAAGAGAUCAAAGAGGCCUUAUUAGCCUCUCCAGCCCUGGGUCUCCCAGAUCUGACUAAGCCCUUCGAAUUAUUCGUGGAUGAAAAACGAGGCUAUGCCAAAGGGGUCUUAACCCAGAAACUGGGACCCUGGAGGCGCCCUGUGGCUUACCUCUCAAAAAAGCUGGACCCAGUGGCCUCUGGAUGGCCACCCUGCCUCAGAAUGGUGGCUGCAAUAGCUGUUUUGACUAAGGACGCUAGCAAACUGACUCUGGGGCAACCAUUGACUAUUUUAGCGCCCCAUGCGGUAGAGGCUCUAAUCAAACAACCUCCAGACCGCUGGCUCUCUAAUGCCCGUAUGACUCAUUACCAGGCCAUGCUCCUAGACACCGACCGGAUCCACUUUGGACCAGUGGUCGCUCUAAACCCGGCAACCUUGCUCCCUCUGCCGGAGGAUGCAGAGGACCACAACUGCCUCCAGAUCCUUGCAGAAAUGCAUGGGACUAGACCGGAUCUGAUGGAUCAGCCCCUCCCGGAUGCUGACUUCACUUGGUACACAGAUGGAAGCAGCUUCCUGGACAACGGGGAAAGAAGAGCAGGAGCUGCAAUAACCACAAAGACGAAGGUAAUCUGGGCUGAAGCCCUACCACCAGGAACAUCGGCACAGAGAGCUGAGCUCAUCGCCCUAACCCAGGCGCUCAAGAUGGCAAAAGGUAAGAAGCUUAAUGUUUAUACUGAUAGCCGGUAUGCCUUUGCCACUGCCCAUAUUCAUGGAGAGAUCUACCGCAGGCGAGGAUUACUAACAUCAGAGGGUAAAGAAAUUAAAAACAAAUCUGAGAUUCUGGCCCUGCUUGAGGCCUUAUUUUUACCCCAAAGACUGAGUAUUAUACACUGUCCAGGGCAUCAAAAGGGUCAUAGCCCAGAGGCAAGGGGUAACAGGCUGGCAGACGCCACUGCUCGAAAAAUAGCCCUCGACAAAUCACUCUUCCAGGUUUUUUCCUUGACAACAGACAACGCCAAGCCUUUAGUCAUGUCCACCAAACAGACUUAUGACUUAAUUACCCAUUUACAUAAACUGACUCAUCUUAGCCCCAAAAAGAUGAAAACCCUCUUAGAUAAGGAGGAAGACAUUUACUAUCUACCAGGAAGAGAUGAUAUUCUACAUUUGGUGGCAAGAGGAUGCAAGGCCUGUGCACAAGUAAAUGCGGGAAAGACCAAACUGGGGCCAGGAGUCAGGGUACGAGGACAUCGCCCCGGGACCCACUGGGAAAUCGAUUUUACCGAAGUAAAACCUGGACUAUAUGGAUACAGAUAUUUGCUGGUGUUCGUGGACACCUUCUCAGGAUGGACAGAAGCUUUCCCCACCAAACAUGAGACAGCCAAGGUUGUAACUAAAAAGCUUCUAGAAGAGAUUUUUCCCAGGUAUGGCAUGCCCCAGACAAUAGGUACUGACAAUGGGCCAGCCUUCAUCUCCCAAAUAAGUCAGUUGGUGGCCAAGCUAUUGGGGAUUAAUUGGAAAUUACACUGUGCAUACCGACCCCAAAGUUCAGGACAGGUAGAACGCAUGAAUAGAACCAUUAAGGAGACUUUAACCAAAUUAACGCUUGCGACUGGCUCUAGAGACUGGGUACUCCUCCUUCCCCUAGCCCUUUACCGGACCCGGAACACGCCGGGCCCUCAUGGACUCACCCCAUUCGAGAUACUCUAUGGAACACCCCCACCAUCUGUUAACUUCUAUAACUCCAAUAUUGCUGAUUUUGCUAAUAACCCUUCUCUACAAGCUCAUUUGCAGGCCCUGCAGAUUGUCCAGAGAGAGGUCUGGGAACCAUUAGCGGCGGCCUAUCAGGAACAGCUGGGCAAGCCAACGGUGCCACAUCCCUUCCAGAUAGGAGAUACUGUCUGGGUCCGUAGACACCAGACCAAAAACCUCGAGCCUCGCUGGAAAGGACCAUAUACGGUGUUGCUGACCACCCCUACCGCUCUAAAGGUUGACGGCAUCGCCGCUUGGGUCCACGCUUCCCACGUCAAGGCCGCCCAUCACCCCAAAGAGAAGGAG